AUGCGCCGGCAAGAGUUGGGGCAGGGUUCAGCCGGCGACUGGCCGGGACCCGGCGAUCCGGCAGCAGUCACCCCAUCUCCUCUGCCCGCAGGCAAUCCCGCUCCAGAGCCCUCCGGCGAGCCUGAGCCCGCCCCUGUGCAGGUACCGGCGGCAGGACAGGCAGCAGGAUCCGGAUCCGCAACCGUCUCGGGACCCUCAGCGGGAGCUCGCCCGGCCUCCAAGGCUGGAUCGGAGGCAGGAGUCCAGCGCGCGUCCGCAUUCUCGGCAGUCCAGGGGAAUGCCCAGUCCGUGCCCGACAACUCGGACGCGCCGCGGACUCGCUUCAUAUUCCAAGGUCCAUUUGGCCCCCGCGCCGCUGGCUUGGGGACUGGAAAGGCAGCGGGCAUCUGGAAGACGCCGGCUGCCUACAUCGGCCGGCGGCCUGGGGUGUCGGGCCCCGAGCGCGCCUCCUUUAUUCGGGAGCUGGAGGAAACGCUGUGUCCUGACCUACACCCACCAGUCAAGAAAAUCACCCAAGAAGAUGUCAAAGUGAUGUUGAGUUUGCUAGAGGAGAGAGAGCGGGACUUGAACACGGCAGCUCGCAUUGGCCAGUCCCUGGUGAAACAGAACAGUGUUCUGCCGGAGGAGAACAGCAAGCUGGAAGCCAUGCUGGGCUCGGCCAGGGAGGAGAUUUUACAUCUCAGACACCAGGUGAGCCUGCGGGAUGACCUCCUUCAGCUUUACUCAGACUCUGAUGAUGAAGAGGAGGAGGACGAGGAGGAUGAAGAAGAAGAGCGGGGGCAUGGUCAUCCCUACGAAGCCUCAGAUCCGACUCCUCUGACAGAGUCAGAGGCACACCACUGCCCGCAGCUGGAGGCCCUGCAGGAGCGGCUGCGGCUGCUGGAGGAGGAGAACGAGCAGCUGCGAGAGGAGGUCUCUCAACUCGAUGACCUUGAGGAGGAAGGACAGAUGUUCAUCCUGGGUUGUGUGGAGCAGUUUUCGGAGGCCAGCCAGCAGAUGGCCGAGCUGUCGGAGGUGCUGGCGCUCAGGAUGCAGAACUCUGAACAGCAGCAGAGGGAGGCUGCCCAGCUGCGGGCCCAGGUCAUGAAGCUGCAGCAGUGCUGCCAGACGGUGCGUCGGGACUCACUGAUGAGCCUGGGAAGACUUGCCAGAGCAGGGUGUGCGCGGGAGCGGGGAGGUCUGGUGAACUUCACUGGUCUUGGGUCCUUCCAGUAUGGGGCUGAGGCUGAGAAGUUGCAGCUGCAGCUGGCUUCGGAGAAAGAAAUCCAGACGCAGCUCCAGGAUGAGGAAGCACUUCCUGAUUUCCAGGAGACCCUGGCUGAGGAGCUCAGAACGUCUAUAAGGAGGAUUAUCUCAGACCCUGUGUAUUUUAUGGAAAGGUGCACUCUGGGCCCCAGACCUUUCGGGGACUGCUCUUCAUUGCACUGUGAGCUGCACUACAGUGAAGAUCGAGAGCGGGAGCAGGGGCUCGAGGCAGAGGAGGGGCUGAUGUCAGCUGAGGAUUUCGCGCCUGCGGAGGAGCUGGGGGCCACAGGAGAGGCGCUGCCAGCUGACGAGGGGGUGACGGAAGAGGCAGAGCUGGUGUCUGAGGAGGCUGAGGCCUGGGAAGAGGCGGAGCCCGAGCUGGAUGAGGCAACGCGGAUGAACGUGGUCACGUCAGCCCUGGAUGCCAGCGGCUUGGGCCCCUCGUGCCUGGACAUGAAGUAUGUCCUCCAGCAACUGGCCAACUGGCAGGACGCCCAUUACAGGCAGCAGCUGCGGCAGAAGAUGCUCCAGAAAGGUGAGUGCUCCUGUGGGGGCCUCCCUUUGGCCAGCCGGACAAGCUGCAGAUCGUGAAGCCGAUGAAAG
Globicephala melas (long-finned pilot whale) is the source of this 1848-nucleotide messenger RNA. It is a transcript of the gene HAP1, whose product is annotated as huntingtin associated protein 1. Gene Ontology annotation, cellular component: dendrite; cytoplasmic vesicle; mitochondrion. The record is from RefSeq and is a predicted model, not a curated record. Lineage: Eukaryota; Metazoa; Chordata; Mammalia; Artiodactyla; Delphinidae. Gene Ontology annotation, biological process: neurogenesis; anterograde axonal transport of mitochondrion; neurotrophin TRK receptor signaling pathway. Gene Ontology annotation, molecular function: signaling receptor binding; myosin binding.